Messenger RNA from Paramecium sonneborni, 852 nucleotides. Lineage: Eukaryota; Ciliophora; Oligohymenophorea; Peniculida; Parameciidae. The record is from the annotation of a GenBank genome assembly.
AUGUAAUGGAUAGCAAAGCAGUUUUAUGGGUUUGCUCCUUUUAAAAAGUGGCAAAAGGUUGAUGAUCUACCUCCAAUUGUUGAUGAAAUUGAUUUUCUUAACAUACAAAAUAUUAAUCAAGGGAAUUAAAUUUAAUAGGGAGAUGAAAAUAUUUUAAUAUUUCUUGACCUGAAGCGAUUGGGAGUCUAAGAAUUAUUAGCUGAGAUCAUAGACAUAUCAUAAAUCAUUAAGGAAUUCAUUAUAAAAAUAUGUUAAAAAUAUUUAACAUCAAUAGAUACUAAUAAAGUGUAAAUGAGAAUUAAUGGAUUGUUAAUGGACAAAAAAUUCAUAUUUAAACAUUAUGCUAUUAAAAGCAAUUAGGUCUUGGAAUUCAUAUAAUUUAAUUAUGGAGAUCCUUACCAAUAGAUGGAGAUUUAUAUAAAAACAACUAAUGGAAAAAAUAUAACCUUAGAAGUAGACAGUUUGAUGACGAUUUUAAAUUUGAAGGAAAAAAUACAAGAAAAAGAAGGAAUAUCUUCAAAUAGUUCAAGAUUAAUCUUUCAAGGACACUCAUUAGAUGAUGAAAAACGGCUAUGGGAAUAUAACAUAUAAACAAAUUCUACUUUGCAUUAAGUUUUAAGAUUACGUGGGGGUUGUUUUCCUGAAUAUGCUCCAAUUAAACUUUUCAAUGGAACAACUAAAAUAAUCAAACAGAUUGAAUUGGGUGAUAUUGCUUUAUGUUAUGACUUUGAAUAAUAAUAAUUCAAAUAAUCGAUUGUGGUGUUUAAGAAAAUAUCAAGUGAAAAACAAUAAUUAAUCUUGUUUCACUUUUUUUGUAAAAAAAAGGUUUUGUUGCUAUCGCAUAAGCUAUGA